Meloidogyne enterolobii is the source of this 1302-nucleotide messenger RNA. The record is from the annotation of a GenBank genome assembly. NCBI's taxonomy places the organism in Eukaryota, Metazoa, Nematoda, Chromadorea, Rhabditida, Meloidogynidae.
AUGGCUGAGGAAGGAUUAUCAACAAAUAUUGAACAUGAAAUGGCUGAAGAAGGAUUAUCAACAGCACCUCAAAAGAAGCCUAAAAAGAAUCGUGGACCUGCACGUGCGCUAAAACGGAAGAUUGGCAGUCAACAGCGAAGAAGGAUGAGGAGGAACAAUGCCCUUCUUGCGGCCACUCAAGCAACAGAAGAAAAUAAAAUUGGAGAUGAUGAUGAUGUUAUUGAAGAAACAACUACAACUGAAGUAGAUGCUUCUUCUACACAGGAGAAGGCAAAUGAUUUAUUUGACAACAAAAAUUAUGUGUCCGCAAUUAAAUACAACAAAUUGUACAAUAAAUAUUUGAAUCGCAAAAAAACUCCCUUCAAAUGUAUUAUUUGCCUCGAUGAAUUAAAUCAUGAUGAAGUUUAUAGUUUGAAAAAUUGUAAUCACACAUUCCACGAAGGAUGUAUUACCUUUUGGAUUGCUGGGGCAGAAAAUUGUCCAACAUGCCGUGUUCAAGCUUCUUUGGAUGAUAUUAAACAUAUGUUUUUCGAAGUGGUUGGAAGUCCUGAUGAUUCUGAUGAUGAGUUUACUCAAAGUUCAAGUAAUAUGACUAAUGCUGUGAAUAAUUUAAAUUCUGUGAAAUUUGUCCAAAUUAAAAACAAAUGGAGAAGAAAUAAUUGGAAUUUUAUUUGUUGUUCUAAAAACUGCAUUAAUUCAAACAACCCUUUUGGUACUUGUAUUAAUGGAAAUGGUUUUGGAAAUAUAAUUGAUGAUGAAAAUAUUAAAUACACUAAUUGUUUUGAUCAAUCCCUUUCUGUUAUGGCUGAAAAUGCAUUCAAAAGACCACAAAAUUGUUUUAAUUAUUCUUCGUUUUAUUUUGAAAUUAAAUGUAUAUAUCAAAAAGAUGAGAAAGAAAAUAAGAUGACGUUUUCUCUUGCUGAUUUAAAUAAGGAUGAAUGCAUUAGAUUGUUUGCACAUCAUGCAACAAUUAAACUCGAAGAAUCUAAAUUUUUCAAAAUUGAUCAUUUUGCUUUUAAUAACAACGACGUUUUUGGUUGCGGAUUAGUUUAUCCACCAAAUAAUAAAUUACAUGAACUUCCAUAUGCUUUCUUCACACAAAAUGGAAAACAAAUUGGUAAAGCAGUUUUAUUGACUUAUAAUUCUGACUCGUAUAAACCAUGUAUUUCAUUACAACGAUGUUCAAUUAAAGCCAACUUUGGAAAUGAUUUGGAGACAAAACCUUUUAUUUAUGAUAUUUCAAAGCAUACAAUUCUUAAAGAAUUUUAUUACAGUGAUGACCCUUUUCAAAUGUUUUAUUAA